UCUUUCCACUGUGAAUCAAGCGACACAAACCUGUUACCUCUCUCUCUCUCUCUCCACCCACCGCGCCCUAGAAACUCAACAAUGGCUUACGACUACCACCCAUCAAGAGUUCCCAUGGAACUCAAAGUGACCAUCUCCUCCGCCAAAGACCUCAAAAAUGUCAACUGGCGUCACGGUCCUCUCAAGCCCUACGCCGUCGUCUGGGUCGACCCCAAAACCAAGCUCUCCACCCCAGUCGACCACGAUGGUGAUACUUGUCCCAAUUGGAACGAAACACUUGUCGUCCCUCUCACCGUCCCGAUCGACGAAGCUACCCUCUACAUCGACAUCGUCCAAGCCGACGCCGCCGAAGACACCAAACCCUUAAUCGGUUCCGUUCGGGUCCCACUCAGGGAAAUCGUAGAUGAGGUCGGCGUUGGCGAAUCUGCUUUUCGUUCUCUCCAGCUCCGGCGACCCUCUGGACGCCCCCAAGGCAAGUUAGAGACUAAAAUCGUGGUCGUCGAUACUCGCUAUCGUGCACCGGAUCCAUACUACGCACCCUCUUAUGGUGUUCCGCCUCCACCCGGUUCCGCUUCUUCCCGGGACUACGGUUAUCCUUAUGCCACUCCAUCUCCUUAUGCGGCGGCGCCACCACCACCGGGAGAAUAUACUCCGGCGUAUGGUCAGCAGCCGGCGUACGGACAGCCACCGGUGUAUGGAUAUGGCGGCGGAGCUGUGGAGGAGAAGAAGAAGAGUAAGUUUGGUGGGAUGGGAACGGGAUUGGCCGUGGGUGCGGUCGGAGGAGUGUUGGGUGGAUUAGCAUUGGCAGAAGGAGCAGAGUAUGUGGAGGAUAAGAUCGCUGAUGACGCGGCUGAGAAGGUGGAGGAUGAUUUAGGCUAUGAUAAUGAUUUUCGUGGCGGGGACGAUGAUGAUGAUGAUGGUGGGUUUGGGGGUGAUGACUUCUAAAAUGCGCUGAGUGUGUUGUUCUUCGUUUUUUUUUUUUUUUUUUUUUUUUUUAAUUUAAAUAACCUGGGUUGUUCAGUUGUUGACAUGUUUGAUUUCUGGGUAGGAAGGAUGAAUAAUCUGUCCUGCCAUAAAAGAUAGUAUUAGAAUUCGAUUGUGAUCGAAGAGUUCUUGUUCGGUGGAAUAUGCGGAUAUGCUUUGGUUC
Macadamia integrifolia is the source of this 1147-nucleotide messenger RNA. Its product is annotated as protein SRC2-like. Lineage: Eukaryota; Viridiplantae; Streptophyta; Magnoliopsida; Proteales; Proteaceae. The transcript has a single exon. The coding region runs from base 82 to 945 and encodes 287 amino acids. The record is from RefSeq and is a predicted model, not a curated record. Gene Ontology annotation, biological process: defense response.